Messenger RNA from Paramuricea clavata, 1245 nucleotides. The record is from the annotation of a GenBank genome assembly. NCBI's taxonomy places the organism in Eukaryota, Metazoa, Cnidaria, Anthozoa, Malacalcyonacea, Plexauridae.
AUGGACACAAAUACAAAGUAGGAAGCCUUCAAACAAUUCGCUACAGUCUAAACAGAGCGCUGAAAAGUUUCGGACAUAAAUUUGACAUUACAAGGAGAGAAUGUAUAGCUUUCACCUCGAGUAUUAAAGCAUACGAAGAGGUGACCAAAGAGCUGAAGCAAGAAGGAAAAGGUUUCACGAAGAACCAUGAAACUAUUAACACAGCAGGUAAAAAUAAGUUAUUGUAACCCAUCAUAGUGUCCGUCAUACUAAAUUAAUUUAAUACCACAUUUUGUUGUUUUCAGACUUGUUUGAUAUAUACCAUAGUCGACACUUAGAUCCAGACAUUGGACCAAGACAGCUCCAGAAGAAAGUCCAGUUUGACAUCAGGUACUAUUUUGCCCCUCGUGGAGCAGAAAACAUGCAUAAAAUGACGAAAACAACCUUUGCAGUCAAACUCGAUGAAAAAACUGCGAUGAAGUAUGUGAUAAGAGCUGAAGACGAAGCAACAAAGAAUCAUAAAGCGAAUGAAAAUGAUAUUGUCACUGGUUACAUGUCCUCCAUGGUUGAUAAGAAACAUUGCCCUGUACGAAGCUUCAUAAUGUAUACAGAAGCCCUUCAUCCUACUUCUGAAAAACUCUGGCAAACUCCUAAGUUCAACUUAUUUCCUACUGAUGGUCAAAAGGUUUGGUAUCGUCUCGGCAAUGUUGGGCACAAUUCUCUUGAUAGCUUCAUGUCAAAAUUGGCUAAAAGUUGUGGAUUCACACAAAAAGGUUGCACCAACCAUAGCCUAAGAGCUUCUGGGAUAACAACAUUGAAGCGUAUAACAACUACAACGACAAGCAAAUAAUGUCCAUAACCGGUCAUCGAAGUGGUGCAAGUUUGGCUAUCUAUCAAAAAGUGGCUUCAGAUGAAAAACUCCGAAUGGGAUGCACACUUGGUUAUGCCCUCACCGGUGAUUCAAGCUGUCUAACCAAACAAGAUGAAAUUUCCACUGUUUACCAACAACAUCCUCGAGAAACCAAUUACCAACCUUCUUCACGCACUCCAAACCCCUCAUUGCAAGAGAUCGAUGUAAUUUCCAGAUCUGAAUGUCGUAUGCCACUGUCCAAGCGACAAAACCUCUGUCAAGAAAACACAAUACAGCCAAAGCGUCGACCUAACCGAAGUUCUGCAACUAUUGUAGCCCCUCAACAAGCCUGGCUUCUUCUGAUCCAAUAUUCUUUGAAGAUAACAUGGACGACCAAGAUCUUUUGGUUGCCGUAA